GGCACUGGGUUGUUUCGACCCUUGCUUUUUACCACGAGAGUGAACGUUUUCUAGUCGUAGCUUGCGCACGGUACGACCUUUUUGGACACGCAGGACUAACACUGAGCUGGGCAGCCAAAGCCAUUCGAUACGAUUACGAAAAUUGCAUAUCCUUCUCUUGUAAACUACCACGUGGUGGUCGCGGUGGGUUGUCACAGAUGAAGAAUGUUCGGAGGUGCGACGUCUGCAUCUAGUUCCGCUGCUUCUAGUACACGCGCAGCGAAUAGAACAAGCGGACCGAUGAAUGCUUUUCCGACCACCUCUACCGGCGCCGGAGGAGGCCCAGGUGGAGCCGCUGGCGUUUACCUCCUGCAAACGGGUACGGGUCCAGCGACGAGUAGCACUUCUUCAUCUGCUGCUGCGACAAGUUCUUUGUCCCGCUACCAGUCAAUUUUGGACAAGCAAAACGAGUUGCUGCAACUUGGGAACGUCAAUCCGGACCAGGAUUUGAUCGAAGAAACAGUCUACGAAGCCGUCGAGCGGGAGUUUAUUGCGUACCAAUCGGACAUCGAUUUUCUGACGACCCAGAACCAGGAACUCGAGCGAUUCAUAGAAAAGCAGAAGGAGAGGCAUAAGGAGGAAUUGCAAACCGAACGGGAGAAAUCCUACAGUAGCGCGAAGCAACAGUUUGAGGAGAUAAUCGAGAACCAAAGGCAGCAACUGAACCGGUUCGCUCUGGAGCAGCCCCAGCAGCGCCAGCUCCUGCAGAACCAGGAGCGGUUGUCAAACAAUCUGCAGCGGCAGUUGCAAAUCAGCGAAGACUUGCGGCGGGAGGUGUCGCGGUUGGAGGAUGAAUUGGAACUGAAGGAAUACGAGGUGCGGAAAUUCGACGAAAAGUCCGCAUAUCCAGUGCAAAUAUGUCUGGGUGGUCUUGAUAAAAAGGGUCAUGCGAUGCUGGUGAGCCUUGCAUGACAAAGCAGCUUUAUGCAUGUUGGCAUGAGCACAUCACAAGCUUUUUCCGUAUUCUUCGGAUUUUUCCAUUCGUAUUUAUGAUCACAAAUGACCUUCCAGAACGACAAGAAAACUGGCCAAAAAUCCUGUUUAUGCAAUACAGAUUGUGGUGUCGCGCAACUUUCGCAUUACAAAUCCAUUAAAAUCCAGACCCAGACAUGAUAUUUGCAACCCAUACCUAAAACCUGGAGUACCGCGUGCAGGAAGCCAUGAAGGCGGUAAGACGGGCGUUCGCCGGGUUUCUAUGACAGUGCACAACUCCCCCUUCCCUCAUUUGUCAUCCGAAAACCCAAAUCCAGUUGCUACCUUGUGGCACCGCGUGCAUGACAAAUUCCGGAAUAAAUCCAAACAGCGCAUGGACCUGUCAUGCACAGGGUCCACCUGUACUGGUGUUUGUAAUGCUGUUGAUGUCAACAUGCAAAUGAGGUGGAGGGGGAGUUGUGCACAACUCUCAUAGUUUCAGCGGGAGGAGGAUAAAGCGAAGAAGUUGAUCGCGGAGAAGGAAAGACUGGUCGCGAGUCAUGAGCAGGUACUUGAUUUGUAAUGCAAAAUUGCACCAGAAACUUGAUUUGUAUUUGUAAUGCCAAAUUGCACCAGAAACUUGAUUUGAUGUAUUGCCAAAUUGCACCUCAGUAUCAACAAUCUGCUAUGCCAACAAAACAGGAGCGCACCUCCCUUCUCUCCGAGCGCGCGAGCCUGCGGAAGGAGCUGCACCGAAAGAUGAAGGGACAAAAGGACAUGGUGGAGCAGCUGCGGGACCUCCAGGCGCCGGAGGACACCGCGGCGAAAGAGAUAAGGCGGGAACAGGACCAGCAGGCACUGGUGAAGAUUCUGCAACACCAAGUGCAGUCACUCCAGGCAAAAUUGGUGGACUCUUUGAAGAGGGAACAGACAAAUACGAGUGCAAUAAGUGCUGGUGGAACUACGUCGAUGAAUAACAACAACACGUCUGGGAUCAUGAAUACCAGCAGCCACAGCAGCUUCAUGAAGGCGCUAAAGUCAUGAAAAAUUUCAUCAAUUUACGACGUUGAAGUCUGCAUGACCGGCGCCAGGGGGGGCGGUUCAUGUACG
Molecule: messenger RNA, 2061 nt
Organism: Amoebophrya sp. A120
Lineage: Eukaryota; Dinophyceae; Syndiniales; Amoebophryaceae
Source: the annotation of a GenBank genome assembly